Messenger RNA from Monoraphidium neglectum, 246 nucleotides. RefSeq lists its product as hypothetical. Gene Ontology annotation, molecular function: transcription corepressor activity. NCBI's taxonomy places the organism in Eukaryota, Viridiplantae, Chlorophyta, Chlorophyceae, Sphaeropleales, Selenastraceae. The transcript is spliced from 4 exons. Gene Ontology annotation, biological process: negative regulation of DNA-templated transcription. The coding region runs from base 1 to 246 and encodes 81 amino acids. The record is from RefSeq and is a predicted model, not a curated record. Gene Ontology annotation, cellular component: nucleus.
AUGUCAAAGCUGCCGGCUCGUGGGGCCGUGGCAGGCAUCAAGGAGGACCUGAAACGGGCCAAGGAGGGAGAUGGGAAGUACGACCCGCGAGGGGCAGGCGCUGGAUGGAGCCACAAUUUCCUCAACCAGAAGCCAUGGCACCCCAUGAACUUCCGCAACCAGGUCAGGAAAUACGAUGCCGAGCAGAGGGCCAUCGCGGAGCAGAAGGCCAAGGAGCAGGGCCAGGUGCGCGCCGACGCUCGAUGA